AGUCAAGUGAAUUGAUACUGAUGUGAUAAUUUUUUUUCCUAGAGUGCUGAUCAGAUCUCAGCGUUGUGUCGAAGCUUGCAGGAAGUCAACCGUGACAUGAUGGAUCGACAAAACGAUAGCCCAGACCCUCCAAGGAGACCACUAGCUCGGCACUUAUCAGAUGCAGAUAGACUUCGAAAGGUUAUACAGGAGCUAGUUGAUACAGAAAAAUCCUAUGUUAAAGAUUUGAGUUGCCUCUUUGAAUUAUACUUGGAACCUUUGCAAAAUGAAACCUUCCUUACCCAAGAUGAGAUGGACUCUUUGUUUGGCAGUCUGCCUGAAAUGCUUGAUUUCCAGAAGAUAUUCCUCCAAACCUUGGAAGAUGGCAUUUCAAGUUCUACUGACUUCGAAAUACUUGAGACUCCAUCGCAGUUUCGAAAAUUGCUGUUUUCUCUGGGAGGAUCUUUUCUUUAUUAUGCAGAUCACUUUAAACUGUACAGUGGAUUCUGUGCAAACCAUAUCAAAGUGCAGAAAGUUCUAGAAAGAGCUAGAACAGACCCAGCUUUUAAGGAAUUUUUGGAUGCCAGAAACCCCACAAAGCAGCAUUCUUCUACUUUGGAGUCCUAUCUGAUCAAACCAGUGCAGAGGGUUUUGAAAUAUCCGCUGUUGUUGAAAGAAUUAGUGUCCUUGACAGACAAUGAAAGUGAAGAGCAUUAUCAUCUGACAG
Molecule: messenger RNA, 706 nt
Organism: Hyla sarda
Lineage: Eukaryota; Metazoa; Chordata; Amphibia; Anura; Hylidae
Product: rho guanine nucleotide exchange factor TIAM2-like
Exons: 5
Biological process (GO): small GTPase-mediated signal transduction; positive regulation of axonogenesis; activation of GTPase activity
Cellular component (GO): membrane; synapse
Molecular function (GO): guanyl-nucleotide exchange factor activity
Source: RefSeq, a predicted model, not a curated record